Molecule: messenger RNA, 3553 nt
Organism: Myripristis murdjan (pinecone soldierfish)
Lineage: Eukaryota; Metazoa; Chordata; Actinopteri; Holocentriformes; Holocentridae
Gene: slain2
Product: SLAIN motif family, member 2
Exons: 10
Coding region: 1-1869 (622 amino acids)
Biological process (GO): microtubule nucleation; positive regulation of microtubule polymerization; cytoplasmic microtubule organization
Cellular component (GO): microtubule plus-end
Source: RefSeq, a predicted model, not a curated record
AUGGAGGAUAUCAACUCAAAUAUCAACGCGGACUUGGAGGUGCGGAAGCUACAGGACUUGGUGAAGAAACUCGAACAGCAAAAUGAACAGCUUCGGAGUAGGUCCACACUGUUGUCCUCGUCAGGAGCAGUGUCAGGGAACCACAGACCCCUUAGUGCCGGAUACGAGUCGUCCCUGUCAGCCGGGAUGGCAGCCGGUCUGGCCGGCUUCCCUGGGGUGGGGUUCGGCGGAACGGGAGGCUACGGUGGGCUUUUGGAGAAUAAUCGUUGUCUGAGCCCCAGACUGUCUUACGAUGGCAUCAGUUUCAGGAGAGCAUAUGAGGCUGAAGGGGCAUCGGCUGCCAGCUCCGUCUCCAGUAUGAACUCAUUUUAUCCAGAAACCGCUGGAAGCUUUAAAGACGAAGGGGAACCCUCAAUCCUAGACGAAGUAGAAAUAUUAGAUCUGGAAGACAUGGAUUGUCUAAACGAAGAUGAAGACAGCUGGCUGUAUGAGGCGAAACUGAACAGCCCCCUUCAGAAAUCCUUGAGUCCUAUCGUGUGGUGCCGCCAGGCUCUGGACAACCCCAGUCCUGACAUGGAGUCGGCCAAGCGCUCCCUCAUCCACAGACUGGAUCUCACUAUGGCGGCUAACAAGCGCAGGAGCCUGUAUGGAAGCCCCUACAGCCCACAAGUUGGCUAUGGAAGCCCAUAUAGCACAAACACGGCAAACAGCCCUUACAGCAGUGGCUUCAACUCCCCCUCCUCCACCCCUAGCAGAGUGCCCAUUGUCAGACAGCAGCUAAUGCCUGGGAAUGCAGUUCACCAGCGUAACGCCGCAGCAGACAGAAAUCCUCCAGCGGUGAGCCCACAAUCGUCAGUGGACAGUGAGCUCAGCACCUCAGAAAUGGAUGAGGACUCAGUGGGCUCCUCAACCACCUACAAACUCAAUGACGUCACUGAUGUCCAGAUACUGGCACGCAUGCAGGAGGAGAGUUUGAGACAGGACUAUGCUGCGACAGCGUCCAGGCGGAGCUCAGGUUCAUCCUGCCACUCACUGCGGCGCAGCACCUUCAGCGACCAGGAGUUAGACGCACACAGUCUGGAGGACGAGGAAGAGGCAGUGCACCCUGCGUUCCACCUGCCCUCAAACCGCUUCAGCCCCUCACCUCGGCACUCUCCCCGUGCCUCUCCCAGGAACUCACCCCGCUCACGUUCCCCAGCCCGCUCUAUUGAAUAUAGCCACAGCCGCGGCUCACCUCAGCCCAUCAUCAGCCGCCUGCAGCAGCCUCGCCACUCUCUGCAGGGCCACGGGCCCGACCUGCAGACCAAUGUGGUCAAGAACGAAGAAAAGCUGCGUCGUAGUCUUCCCAACCUCACUCGCUCCUCAGCAGUAGCGGCCCAGGCCCCAGAGCCCGUCAAGAACAGCCGCAGCUGUGAGUCCAACCUGCAAGUGCCAAAUGGAGGCUCUCCCAGACAUCAGAGCCAGUCUGCUACAGCAGCCCAAAUCCCAAGGUACUCGGCCCCCUCUCGCUCCUCCCCGAAACCCAAACAGCACCUCCAAAGCCCAUCUGCCCUCCGAGUCCCUCUAUCCUGUUGCUUUGGAGAAGAAGGUGAUUUCAUGCCCUCUCCCAGUAAGCUGCGAACUCCAGCCACCCCGUCUCCGCUGGCGUUGAGGCAGCCAGUGAAGGCCACGUCCAACCCGGGCUCUGGCACCUCCACGCCCACACGCUCCCUGGCUCCUCCACGCAGCGGCCUGCCUCGCCCCAGUGCCCCUGCCGGAGGGGGCAUCCCUCUGCCCCGCAGCAAACUGGCCCAGCCUGUGCGCAGGUCUCUGCCUGCUCCUCGGACCUACAGUGGCACAGGUGAGAACUGGAGAGAAGGCUGUUACUGAGGCUGGCCAGCAGGGGGCUCUCUAGUUAAACCAUGAACACAAGGAGGCAGACAUGACAAUACGGCACUUUAUCUACCAAGAUUACUUUUACCAUGAAAAGAGAGAGAGACUAUGUCAAAAGAAAAUGAAAAAAACACAAAAGACAAAGUCUACAUUGUAUCAAAGAGGACCUUCCAUUGUGUUUCUCUGCGUGGAGAGGUUCUGGAGCGGUCAGGCAUGUAGUGCAGACGGCCCAGAAAAUGCCAAAGAAACCAGCCCAACUCCAGCUCCGCCACCAGAGGACACCCUCACCUGCCUCAGUGUGUCUGCAGUUUUCUGUCAUAACGGUUCAUAUCACCAUAUCUCCAGCUCUCCUCCCACUCCCCUCCCAUUUUCAUCUUUCACUCCCUCAGGUUGAAAUGUUUCAACGCAUUUCUCUUUUUACGCUCUGUGUUCAACAGAUGUUAGUGAGAGAUCUCUAUGAUGAUGCUGUGCAGGUAAAAUGUCCCUUAAUGUUAGAGAAUUGUUGGUGUCUUGCGGCAGUGAAAGCACCUCUGUAUGGUUGUGUCAUUUAAGAAUUUUUCCUCUAGUGAAUUAAGCCAGAAUGUAUGCACACGUUUCUUUUGGAAAUUAUUUAUUCAAAUUAUUUAAGUUUAUGUCCAAACAUCCAUAUCAGUAUUUGUAUUAAGAUUAAAAUAGUUAAAUGUACAUUUUGAACCUCAACGGCAAGCUAACUCUCCAAAGCCUUCAUUUUGUUUGCUUGUGUCAAAACAGGAUUUGUAAUUCCUUUUAUUAGGAGCCCAGGUAACAAAUGACAAAUGUAGGCCAAAGCCUCAGAGCUGACAAACUUGUACCACAGUUUGCCAAAAUCAUACUUUCCUCUGAAGUGCUCAUAUUGAACAAGCAAGGAUAUUCCUCUUUUUCUUCAGUUUUAGAUCAAUUUGACAUUUGGUCUCCAUGAAAUAUGUAAUUUACAAGAGCUCAUCAGAAACCUGAGCUUUCUAAAUUUUUCUGUCAUAAUUAAAGCCUUGCAGCCAAUGAAAACAAGCACAGAGAGCCACUUUGAUAGUUAAUGUAACCCCUGCAACAACAUUGUCAGUGUGAAACAUCCAUGCCAUGAGAAAGAGCAGAAAAUAUCUUCACUAUUCAAGAAAUGUUCAGUAAGUUCAGAGUGUCCAUUGCCUCUUGUGCUUUAAAAAUGAAUCAAGAGGUGCGCGAAUGUUAGGGGUGGUGUCUAGUAAUUGGUGUGCUGGGUAUUAUUAAACUAGUGCCUAUAAUUUAAAGUUUCAGUUUAUUUUGAACAUGCUGUACUUGUUCAUUUAUUUUUUUGUGCCAAUUUCUGGAUUGCCAAUAUUAUUUGCAGUUUUGCAUCUCUGCUUGAUUGAUUUGCUUGCCUAUUUGUGUUUGGAGUUUUUUUUGUAAUUGAAUCAAAACAUUUAUAAUUGCUUUUUUAAAAAAAUAUGUUUAAUAUGGGCCUUCAUAUUUAUAACUAAUUGCUCAUUCUGUAAAUGAAACUAUUUAUUAAAGAGAGAGGUGCCUCUGUCAAAGCUCAGAUUCAGUGGGAAGCUAGAACGAAUGUUGCAAAAAGACAUGCCACACCUUUUGUGUGAAAGUUUUUGUUAUUGAAUUUUUUUUUAUAUCCACAAACAUGACAUUCAGUUUCCCUGUGUAAACUCACAUUUCAAAUAAAAGCUGAAAAGGUGUU